AUGCGUGAUAUGCAAACAAAUGUCUUUGAAAGUAUGAGCAAAGUUAAAAUAGUUGAAACAUAAAUCGUUGUUCUACUUGACUCUUCUUUUUAUUUCUUACCACUGCUAAUUCGUGUGACAUACUUAGAUACACCUUAAGAAAACUUUACACGAGCUGUUUCUGGGAUAAGUAUUUGGUGCCAAAGUUACAAGUGUUGAAAAAUAAGAAUUUGUCGUGAAUGCAGCGGUCCCCGAACGUGAAGACAACUUCACCAUGUAUCUACGAGAAAAGUAGACAACUUCAGCGACGUGUUAUGUCUAACGUGCUACUACAAUGUUAAUAGUAUUGCUAGUACUACAUACUGAGUACAUUUUAAAAUAAUCUAAUAUCGCUGCUGAUAGUCAUACGAAUAUUGAGAUGGGUAGAAGAAUUCAUAAAAGCAAUCGUCAUAAAAAAAUAAAAGCAGUGGAUCCAUUUUUAAAAGGCAAAGAAUAUCUCCACCAGAAUCCAAACACCAAUCAUAAACCUUUAGAUGAAGAUAUUCAAGAAGUUCCUCGAAAACUGCAAGAGUUCAUAGAGAUGAAAACACUAGCAAAGAAAAAUAAAUUGGGAAAUAAUAAGAAAAAAUUUAAGAAACAUAAUCUUAUUACAGUAACAAGUGACCUUAUGGUUGGUGAUGUACAGGGAAUGAAACGUCCUUUAAAAGACAUACCUCAGAAGAUUCAACAAGAAAAAUAUGAAAGUGAGCUUCAGUUCAUUCAACGUUUACAUCGUGUGACAGAACAAGCUAUUGCAGAGGUGCGUAUAGAAGAAAAAUAUGGAAUCAAUAAGGAAGAGCAAGAUCUUGCCAUCAUGAAUUCCCAAAUUAAAGAUAAUGGAAAAUCUAAUAAAAAGAAAAGAAAUUUUCAUGAAAAGAAGAGAUUAAAAAAGAGAAUGAAAAAAGAAGAAAAAAUUGAUGAUUUUGCUUAUUUAAAAGAUGAUGUUAGUUUUGGAGAAACUGUUUCUCAUCCUCCUAGUCUGAAGAUCAGGCCUAAAAUGGGAAAGGCAAAAGAUAAAAAGGCAGGACAGAGGCAACUAUUUUUGAAAAAUUGUAUCUCAAAGGAUGUCAAUACUGAACCAUUAUUAUCCAACAAAAAGAAGAAAUUGGAUCUUACUGUUAAAAGACAAGAACUGUCUUUCUCUGAUCAUAGAAGAUUGGAAGCAGAAAGAAAGCAGGCGAUUGAGUUAUAUCGUCUAAUGAAAACUCGUAAAUUGUUAAAAACAUCGUUUUAGAUGAUGUCUUAACAUUUUCUAUAAUACUGUGUACAUAUACAAUACUGUAUGGUGUCCCUAUGGAUAUUAAAAUCAUUUUGAACUAUGAA
This is a messenger RNA of Limulus polyphemus (Atlantic horseshoe crab), 1341 nucleotides long. Its product is annotated as coiled-coil domain-containing protein 137-like. Bases 398 to 1252 code for a protein of 284 amino acids. NCBI's taxonomy places the organism in Eukaryota, Metazoa, Arthropoda, Merostomata, Xiphosura, Limulidae. The transcript is spliced from 6 exons. The record is from RefSeq and is a predicted model, not a curated record.